Molecule: messenger RNA, 5615 nt
Organism: Paramuricea clavata
Lineage: Eukaryota; Metazoa; Cnidaria; Anthozoa; Malacalcyonacea; Plexauridae
Source: the annotation of a GenBank genome assembly
CCUGUGCAUGUAUACUAGUAAACUUCUUAUCAUUUUGUAUUUCGACUAGUUUCAGUGUCAUCAUGAUAUUGACCAACGUGGUUUGUGCCAGAACACGCAUUGAGUGAUUCAAGUCCUGCACGACUCCUUUGGAAGCCACUGGAUCUUUGAUUAGAAACUGAACUGUAGCUCCGACCAAAACUGCCGCCUGGUCUUUUGUGAGAAUCUGCAAAGAAUUAGAACUAGAUUUGUUUCUGUGAUUUUUUCAAGAUGAGUUUGGAAAAGCGUUCAUUUCUACCUAAAUGUUUGAAGGAGUAUAUUGAAUCCAAGGGUUGAUGUAGUGUGGUCAUACAAGGGCCAGGUGAUGGUGGUGGUAAUGAUGAUGGUGAUGGUACUGGUGUUGGUAAUGGUACUGAUGAUGGCGAUGGUACUGGUGUUGGUAAUGAUGGUGAUGGUACUGGUGUUGGUAAUGAUGGUGAUGGUGGUGGUGAUGGUACUAAUGAUGGUGAUGGUACUGAUGAUCUGGUGAUGGUACUGAUGUUGGUGCUGCUGAUGGUACUGAUAAUGGUGAUAGUAAUGAUGAUGGUACUGAUGUUGGUGAUCAGUACCGAGGUGUUGGUGAUGCUGAUUAAGAUGAUGAUGAUGAUAGUGGUGGUGGUAAUGAUGAUGGGGACAAUGUGAUGAUGAUUUCAUGUUGAUGAUGAUGUUGGUAGUUACUAAAUUUAACUUGAAUAGGUUACCUUUUGUGGUGGUACAUUAAAAGCUUUCACCCUCAUAUCCACUCUGUCCCACUUAUCAAUGCACGGCAAAAUGAAUAUUACUCCUGCCCGUAACAAAAUGGAAAAAAAUCAUAAAGACUUUACACUUGACCAAAUUAAUUACUAGUCCUCGAAGUAUGUUUAUUGCUUAGCUAACUGACCUGGCUGUUUCACAGGUUGCAACCGACCAAGCCGAAAUAUAACAGCCCUCUCAUAGUCUUGGAUUAUCUACAAAUAGAAUUAGUGUGUUAAAAUACUGGAUCUAGGCUCAAGUUAUUUUCAUAAUGUAGUAUAUGCCAUGCAAGGGAUUGAACUUAGUUGGCUGGGGGUUAAUUCAGUUACUUCAAAAGUGCAGGAUCAACCACAAUGCAAUGCAUAUGUUUGUUUAUGUUUCUGUUUUGUUGUGGGCCAGAGACAACCAUUUUCGUGGCUUCGAAAAUGGUGGUAACUAUUGAAGAAAGUAACUGAAAAACGUAAACAAAAACGCGCAUUGCAUUGUGGUUGAUCAUGUCCUUUUAUAAAAGCCACCACGUCUUACCCUGACAUGCGCAGACGUUAAGAGCGCUUGCAUACCCUCCCUUAAUCACAACACACGACAGCUACAACGUGUAUAAAUACAAUAAUUCGACCAUUUAUAAUUGGCUUCCCUUCGUUGAAGGAUAAGCGCAUUUAAAUCUGUCCAGUGGUCGAAAGACUACAACGUAGGGUUGCCAUAAUUCCACACAAUGAGCUUCGAAACGCAGUCGCCUCUGCGAUUUUUUUCUUGCUUUUUACCCCCAAAAUAAAUCCCCCAAUCGUGAUAGAAUAACGCCUUACCUUGACACAACAAAACACAGAUACAGGAAGCGUCAGAAUUGCAAAAACAUAUGCAAUAAAAGUUAUAAUCCAUCCAAUAACAUCAACCGUUUUAUUCGCCGAUAUACGUUCUGUUGAAAACAAAAUAAUUUAAUAUUAAUUUGUUUGUGACAGCAAAAUAUUGUCCGUGUGUCGCUUUAAAAUGAAUUUAAAAAGAUGAUAGCAAUCACUUCAGUCUACCUGUAUGCAAAGAAUCGUUAGAAUAUAAUCCUAAUCGGUCUUGUCUUCCUAAAAAACUAUAUUUUGUUGCCAUUUUCCCAAAAAUUUUGCCAAUAGUUUGUAAUUUUCUUUUGUUUACAUUUAUGUCAAAGCGUCUUGAAAGUACCUGGUGCUUCCAUUUAAAUUAGCGAUAUUUCAGUCCAUAUUUCCCAGUGAUAUUUCCUUAUGAUUCCAUUGAUUGAUUAUCGAUUUAUGGCAUGAUUUAUUGAUGAUAUCUGCGACAAAAUUCUCGGUGAAACUUUUCCCUAUUUUACCAGAAAUUUAUUUCGUUCAAAAUUCAAAAUGGCGGCCGCAAUGAUGCAAAGAACAUAUUGUGUUUUGCGAUCUUUUCGCUCGCCUGGAAAGGCUCUGCUUUUUCGUAGCAAAACAAAAUCAGCGAGAAAGAAAGCGCAAACCAUUGAAAGUCCAAAAGAUUUUGUUUAUUUCUUACAUAAUCAUGUCGUGCCUUUGCAUUCGUUUGAAGAAGCGAUUGAAAAGUUGAAAGUGUAUUCUAUUGAGGAGAAUAAAGAACCUGAACAGACCGUUACAAUGUGUAUGAAAUGUCAAGGGUUAAAUAAAGUAAGUUGAAGGAUGGUGUAACCGAAAUAGUACAAAUAUUUUGACACAACUGUACAAAUUUUUAUGUAAAGACACAGCUGAGGUGACAGCAAGUAGUUUUCCCUUGCCAUUAUAAAUAACCCAAGCAUUCAACAACAUUUGUUUUUUGUCUAAAACAUGGAAUUUAAUACAAUUUGUAACAAGCAACUUUAUUAGAUUAUGAAGUGCGACUUAUUUCAAUUACUCAAAAUAUGUCACACUUCAUUGAAUCCCAGGUAAACAGGACCAUACCUGACUGGAAAGUUUGGAAAUUGCACACCAGAGAUUUCAAAAAUUUAAUAGUAAUUAAUCAAAAGUAUGUGCCACAGAUAUCCGCUGCGCAAUACAAACUUUCCACACUGGGGACCAUAUAAACAGCCCCUAAAAUAAUGAAGUAGGAUGCAUUCAAACUUAAUGGGUUAACCUGUUUUUAUAGGAGAUUCCUUCAUUUCGUGGAACUCUUAUGUUGCCCAAACCAUUUGGUGUUACAAAGAAAGUUCUCGUGUUUGCUGAGGUAUGAGAAGUUGUGAACAUACUGUAUACACCCUUUGAUAGACACCCCCCGCCUGAUAUGACACAGACGGUUUUAAAAUGUUCAACAUUGUAUAUGUGUUCAGUUGUGUGUUGAUAAUGUUUCAAUGUUUAAUAUUCAGGGUGAUGAAGCCAUGGCUGCAAAGGAUGCUGGGGCAGAAAUUGUCGGUGGUGAAGAACUGUUUUCGCAAGUAUGUGAAGAUAUUUUAAACACAAGUGCAUAUGCAUAAUCUGGGAAUAAUUGUCAACAUUGUUAUAGGCAGUUUUGUCUAAAACCAUAGUUCCCAAAUUCAUUUUUAGGUUGAAAACAGUGAACUGGAGUUUGACCAUUGUUUAGCAUCACUGGAUAUGGCAGAUAAAAUUAAACAUUUACAGAAAGUUUUAAGAGAAAAAAUGCCCCAUACCAGACGAGGUAAAAACUUCUCAAUCAAUGACAACCAUACAAUAGUUAAUUCCAAAGAACAUGGUCUUAUUGAAACUAGAGAAAGAUUGUUCAUUCACAAAGUGAUCUGUUCAAAUGAACUACGGUAGCUAUAAUAGGGUGAUCUACCCUAGCAAUGGUUCUGGAAAACAAGACCUUGUCUGAUAUUCUCUCUGAUUGUUCAUAUCUAAUGCUGUAUUUCACACACAUGGCUAAUUUUGUUUGCCAGGAAGCGUCACCGAUGACUUGGCGACUGCAAUACAAACAUUCAAACAUACACGGGUGUAUAAAACAGACAAAUAUGGCUAUGUUAACACAGCUAUAGGCAUGGUGAGUAGCUUGUAAACACCAGUAUUUAUUGGUGGGGUUAUUGGUAGUAAGCAUUGCAGCAUAUCUUUCUAUUUUAGCUUGAUUUUUCUCUGGAAGAUCUUCAUCGAAAUGCAGAUGUGGUCAUUGAUGCAGUUCAAAACCAUCGUAAAACUAAUAAAGGUAAAAUUCAUCAAAAAGAAAAAUUGUACUUCCAUUUGCAUAAGACACAAAUAAGUUAAAACAUGCAAUGACUCAAUGAAAAUAUUUAUUCUGAUUGCUGGAUUGUGACUUCAUGGUACAUACUAUAUGUUAGUGUUGUACAAAAGGACGUACCAUUUGGACAUUCUAAUAAUGCUUGUGUUAUUUCUCUACAGGAGAGUUCAUACGAAAGAUAAGUGUGACCUCAACGCGUGGACCUGGAUUUAGACUCUACCAUGAAGAACUUGUCCCAUCACUGAAACUUAGAGCAAAAAGUUGAUGAUCACAAACUAUAUAAUAUUGAGAAUAUAGUUAAAAAAUAUUUUAUAUUUUAUAAAUUAUAGAAGUAGAUCGACACUUUCCAAAAUACUUAAACAAUAAACCAGCUUCCGGAAAGUAUUUCAGUAACAGUUUGGCUAUUCUUGGGUUUCACUACGGCAUGUCAACUUCAAAUGUAUCAAUGCUUUGUACUGGAGUGAGAAAAUGAUAUGAAAUUCCACAUAUUUUGGUAUUUGCCACCAAACACAAGGCUGAUACAUAAAACGAACAAUCGACUCACUCUGAUAACUGUGUUUUGUUUUAGAGUUGACCCCCCAUCACUUUUGUGACGUCAUAUGAAACCCAAGAAUAGAGCCUCGUUUUUGUGUAUGUGACAUCAGCUAAAGCCCAACAUCUCAAUCACGAAAAUGAGGCAUUGUAGUCAAAGUCACAUGGAACUGAUGGAAGCAUGUAUUGGCCUGCAUGAACUUGAGGCCGAAUGUUUUUGUUGGGGGAUGGGGGGGGUUAAGCAUGGGAGGUUGCCACGCUCCUCCGCAGAGGCUUCUGUUGGCUAUGAUUAUGAUUGGUACUGAGAUACAUUUCACUACACUUUACAUGGCGGAUCUUGGAACACAAGCGGAGCGCAGGGGGUUGCAUUGUAUUCUGCCCACCUCUGCUGCCCACCAGAGUUCAUUCAGGGUCACUCAUGCAUGACUCUUCCAUGAAAUGAAUUUUUUUAUCUGCUAAGUGGAAACACGAAAGUCUACGAAACGUUUUUCAAUCCCCCCUGAAAUUUUAUAAAAUAAUAUUUAUUUCAGGGGGGUGGGGAUGAUCAUUGAUAAACUCAUGAUCAUGAUCAACCUUUAGCUCGAGUUUCGAAACUUCCUCGUGAUUUCCUGCACUUUGACCCGAGAUUUUGGCAAACAAUCAAAGACCUCAAACAAAUAUUGCGCGAUACACUUCAAACUAUUUCAUAACUGCUUUGUGGAAAACAUUUACGACCGUUCCCGGCUUAAAAUUUACACCGUUUGCUUCACAGUUUAAAUUGCUAAAAAGGUAAGUUUGUGGUCGAGUUGUUUAUACAAUAAGUCUGAAAUCUCGGCGUGAACUUUCGCAGAGUGUAUGCAAAUUGUAAUUAUUACAUGUGUGUAACGUAGUAUUAAGUGGUCUGUAAAUUUUAUAUUAUAGCGUCUAGAGAUGCUUGAUUAUUAGCCUUCAAUUGUGCACAUAAAGAAACUCAAAAUGCUUAGCUUUGAAUUGUAAAAACACUGGCAACAAGAGCGCGUGGAAAGCCUUCAUUCAGAACUUUAAAUUUGAGUUUAGUGACAUUUGUACAAACGCAAAUUGCAAGUUAAAAUUGUUUUGUUUGGACUUGUAGCAGCUUGUUUUGCUGCCUUUUGUCGAAUGUACGUAUUUCGUAACUCGUGUAUAAACAAACUUAAAAUGAUCAUAUUGACAUGAAUAUCAAAUAGUGUUUUGUGUCUUUUGUUUUUUUAAACCGCAGACGUCGG